Podarcis lilfordi (Lilford's wall lizard) is the source of this 21612-nucleotide messenger RNA. Lineage: Eukaryota; Metazoa; Chordata; Lepidosauria; Squamata; Lacertidae. The record is from the annotation of a GenBank genome assembly.
AUGGGGCAAGCGGAGGAGCUGAUCCGAAUAGGCAGAAAGCUGGAUAAGAUGGUGUCCAGGAAGAACAUGGUAAGAGAAACGGUGCGCGUGUUGUGUUUUCGCUUUGCUUGUGUGCUUUCUGUUUUAACUCUGCUUGAAUUCGCAGGAGUCUGUCGCUGGCACUGGGAGGUCCCUUUCGGGUUUCAAGAAACAGUUGCUUUUAAUGUGGUUUCCUGUGGUUUUCUCACUGAUCAGCAAACUUUCUGCAAAACCCUCAGAAUCGAAGGAGGUGCAACUGCAGCUCCCAACAGUUGCGGGGCGGGGAAAUCAGGUUUUUUAAAAAAACACCUCGCAGGGUUUGCGUUACAGCUGAGAAUCGUUGUGCUCUUUAGGUGACCCGAGACAAGCAAAAAUAUAUUAUUUCUUAUGUUUGCUUUGCUUAAAAGCCAGGUUCACACCCCCACCCCACCCCAAAAUCUGGGGAGUAGUUUUGUUUUCUCUCUUUUCCCCACCUCAACCAUAUUUGUGAGAGCUUCAGUUUUCUUUCAGGGACAGUGUCCCCCCCCCCUUGCUCCUGCAGAUCUCCAAGUGGCCAGUCCCUAAGAGGAUUUGGAGAGAAGGUAUGUAGACAACAGGUGUUUGGCAGGAGUCUGGCAAUGUAAAUUUAAUCUUUGCCUGGUGUCUUGCUGAAGGAAUGGCAGCAGAGAAGUAAAAAUAAUGUAUGUCCUGCAGGGACUGGGGAGGAAAAGAGGACCCCCAGCAUUGCCUUCCUCCAUCCAGCUACAUGGGAAGAUGCAUGUGUGUGUGCGCGCAACCACAGUUUAAAGGCUGAGAAAUAAAGUUACAUGCCACUCCAAUCUGCAAGCAGUGAGAGACUCCAGGAGUUUCAGGGUUUGGUUUCCUUAGAAUCAUAGAGUUGGAAGGAAGCAACUUUUAUUUUAUAUACUGUGAUCUUUUUAUGUGAACUGCUCUGAGACCUCCGGGUAUAGGGCGGUAUAUAAAUUCUAAUAAUAAUAAUAAUAAUACAAUGCAUGAAUAUACAGCUGUCGUUUAUGGGGUGUGGAUCAAACCUGUGACCUUGGUGUUAUCAGCCCCACACUCUAACCAGCUAAGCUAUCUUUGGAAUGAAGGUCAGUAGAGAUGGUGGUUCCUUUGGGACAUAUGGUUUUAUUUGCACAUAUAUGCAACCUGAGCAUAAGAUAGAGGGGCUCAUGACAUUAGCACCCCGGCAAAUUUUACUUAAGAAUAAGAUUGCUUUGAAUCCAGGGCAUCCUAAACAUCCUUCUAUGUCUCCAGCUUGCUUCCAGCUCACUCAAACUACACUGGCUGUGGUGGUGGGGAAAGGCCCAAUGAUUUGUUCCAUGGCACAGAGCAACUUCUUUGCUUAUGCUAAUUGUGGUGCUUAAUUCGCCAGCCGAAGCCAUUACCAAGAGGAAGGGGCUGCUUUGACAAGCUUGCUCAUGGGCAUUACACAGACACAGAAUCCCAAGGAUUGGAAGGGAUUCCGGGCAUCAUCAAACUCAUAACAAUUUAUUAGUACAAUUGCAAAUGCAAUUGGGGGGUUUAUGUGCUAUGUUGUACCGUACCGGGCAGAUGCUUCACCUGUGAUGGACAUAGGGUUAUGUCUUUAAUAGUAACAUUUGAUUAGGUUAUCUGUAUUUUGUAAGUGAGCUCCUGUUGUUCAGUCCCAGCUCCUGCCCACCUAGCAGUUUGAAAGCAUGUCAAGUGCAAGUAGAUAAAUAGGUACCACUCUGGCGGGAAGGUAAACAGCGUUUCCGUGCGCUGCUCUGGUUAGCCAGAAGCGGCUUAGUCAUGCUGGCCACAAGACCCGGAAGCUGUCUGCAGACAAACACUGUCUGCAGACAAACGCCUAUAGAGCGAGAUGAGUGUGCAACCCCAGAGUCGUCCACGACUGGUCAGGGGUACAUUUACCUAAUUUUGUAAGUCAUUUUGAGACAUUCUGGGUCCAUUCACAUAACCGCUUACUUGAAACCCAGCUGCUGUCUCGCUGAUAGUUUCUGAAGCCGCAUUCAUAGACACAAUCCAUAUUGACCCUGUUGCUUCUUGACAAAUGUUGCUUGAUUUGUAAACCCCUCCCCCUUGCCCAAAUCAGCUUCAGUGCAACUAGAAAACCUACGCUGAAUUCACUUUAUUCUUAAGAACAGCGUGUACAGUUAAGAUGGCUGUUGCCCAUGCGCAGAUGAGAGCACAUGCAAAAAUGAGUGUGCAUGCGCAGAUGAUAGCAUCAUGAAUAGAAGUUCCAUGUUGCAGGGGUGGGGAAAGGAAGAAGGUCUUGUGCAUUGGGUGAAGACACACACACACCCCGAUGUGGGUGGGGAGAGAAAGUUUCUGUAUGUUAAGCUGCUAAUGUAAAUGCUAUGUACUCAGAAACUUCGAAUCUUAGAGUUGGGACCCCGAGAAUCAUCUAGUCCAAGCUCUGCUUAAAAACCUCCAAGGAAGGACUUGUUCUGUUUGGUGGGAGAUGCAAACUUUCCCAUUUCACCUGACUCUUCAAGGCACAUCUAUGGAGUUGAAAAGCUAGACAACCUCACCGUCAAUGCUUGUUUACUCUGCCAUGUGUGGCAAUCGCGCCUUGGCUUCUGGAGCUGGGUGUGUUAGUCAACCUGAUUGUUGCAUUUUCCUUUUUAAUGAUUGGGUCGCUCACAUGCAAGAAGGGAAUCGAACUGAGUGCUAACUUUGUUUUAAAAAGCACCCCUAAUGGGUAAAAUAGGGAUCUAAAGGGGGGGGGCUAGAAAAUGGGGGAUGUGCUUGGUGGAUUAGGGACAACUAGAGGACAUGUUCUUGCUGAGGAGUUUAGGACCCCGCCCAGCAAAAUGAGCAGGAGGGUCCCUGAAUGUGACAGGGCUGGUUUACCACUGUGGGUGGGGAGCCUCAGAGCUGGGGGUGCCCUCUGCCUGGCUCUUGCUGGCUCUCCUCUCCCCAGAGAGGGUCACGUCCCCAGGGUCAUGUCCUCUCUCCCCAGACCUCACCCCUCAUCAGCCUUGUUGAGCGUUUUUGCCUGGCUGGGAUGCUGAUAGUGCCUGCUCCUUGCCUGGAUGGAGGAUAUUUGGACUCCAUGGAAUUUGGCCCUUGGAAUUUGGACCCCAGGCCACCUCCCUCGCCCAUCCUUCUGCACACCUGUGUGUUUGCCCUGUGAGAUGUGUCCUUGAACUCCAAUCAAGUCUCUUGCUUGUCUGCACAGAGGACAAAGAAGAGUGUGUGUUCAAAGGAAGCUAGCCCCCUUGUAUAAAGGCAAAAUUUGCAUUUGUUACCCCACCCACUUUUGCCACUGGCCCCACCCAUCCUUGGCAGGUCCCUUUGGAAGGCUGCCCAGGAGGGAAUGCAGCCCUUGGGCUCAGCCCUAUAACACCAUAUAUGCCCAGAGUGGAGAGAACACAAGUCCACACAGUGCAAAAUUCUUGAUAAGUGCACAGCUGUCCUUGCAUUAUCUACCUGUGGACAGGUUCUGUUUCAUUUACUCGAGAAUGGACACAUUCUUUUUUUAAAAAAAUUGUAUUUAUAUCCCACCUUUCCCCCCAUGGAGCUCAAGGUAGCAUAAGUAAUUCUCCCCUUCUUCCAUUAUUCUCCACAAGAGCCCUGUGAGGUAGGUUAGGCUGAGGUUCCAGGCCACCCACCCAGUGAGCUUUAUGACUGAGUGGGGAUUUGAACCCUGGUCUCCCAGGUCCUAGUCCGGCACUCGAACCACUACACCACAAUAGAGUUGGUGUAGGUCAGUGGAUGUUUUGCCAUUCUUAUUUCACUUGAGCGGUCUGAGGAUUUUGUCCUUUGGCUCCCCGGCAAUACUCAGCAGAAGGUGAACUACGGAGCAAGAUUUGCACCUUGAGUUGAAGUUAAUGUUUGACUUCCCUUGCAAACUUUGCUCUGGUAUGCAAUGACUGUAAAUAACUCCUCCCUACCCUCCUCUGCCAGAUCGCCUUCAACACCCACCCCUCCAAAGAGUUAAGGCCAAUAUUUGAAGGUUCUGCUGCAACCACUGUAAUUUUGCAGAUCAUGCUGGCAUGGGCGGGGGGGGAAGGCUUUCCUGUUUUAGGGAGACUCUGACCUGGGAAGGGAGCAUGAAGAAACACAGGAAUCUGCCCUAUACUGUGUCAGACCCAUUGGUCCAUCUAGCUCAGUAUUGUCUACACUGACUGGCAGCAGCUCUCCAUCUGGAGCCUUGACAUCUGGAGGGAGGGGGUGUGGCUUAGGGAGAGACCCAAGGGCCAGUUUGAGAAGCUAGGUGGGCCACAUUUGGCCCUCAGGCCUGAGAUUCCCCACCCUUGCCUUAGGGACUAGAAACCUGAGCACCCCCACAACCAGAAGUAUUAAGGGUACAUUCACCCCUGUUCUAACUAUGCAGGGAUUGAGGAGUUUACUGAUGUCUUCUGUUCCCUGUAUAGAAGUGUCAACAGCAGAGAGAGGCACCUCUUUGUCAAUAAUAAUAAUAAUAAUUUAUACCCCGCCCAUCUGGUUGGGUUUCCCCAGUUGCUCUGGGCAGCUCCCAACAGAAUAUCAAAAAUACAAUAAAACAUCAAAUAUUAAAAACUUACCUAAUAGACGGGUGCAGAAAUCAGAAGCUCUGCAGUGUAAAAUGUUUGCAAUGUGUAUGUUUGUGACAUCAUCUUGGAGAGCAAUGGAAAUAAAUUGGUGACUCCCUCACCCACCAUCACCUGCAAGAGAGUUUUUGUUUUCCCAAAGGUGAGAGAUCCCAUUGGAAGUCCCAUCUGCUGCCUGCUUGGGCUGCUGCGGCCCAUUGCAGAAGUUAUUUGAGACGCAGACAGACGUUCUGUUGACAAGGAAACAACAUUUGACUUUUGCAAUGUCAGGUUUUCGCAAAGAUCCCUGAAACUUUCCCCUGAAAUGAAUUUCCAGAUAAGGGUCUGCCUGCUGGUGGGGGGGACAGGGACAUGUUGCCCCAUGUUCUUGCAAAUGGUACGUGUUGGCCACAGAAACCUCCAGCCCUAAUAAUUAUUUAAUAAUAAUUAUUUCUACCCUGCCCAUCUGGCUGGGGUUCAUUCAUUGCAAUGUGCCAAAUUCAAGCUUGGGCUGUGCCACUGGAAACCUGCCACCUAGAGUUGAUUUGUAGUGGCAUGCCAAAAUAUGCAUAAGUUGAAAGGUGGGCAGCACUGUCGUGAUGCAUCCUGGGAGUCAUUGCAGUCUGGCUCCGUCGCAAGCACUGGCUGGUUGUCUGUGACUCCCUUUUUACAACCACAGUAAGACACCAAAUUGGUAGGGUCUCAAGCAGCGUCAGGAGUGAGCCAGCAAUAUCAUCAGAUCAUCAUCUGAAGCCCAUCUUCAUGUCCGGAAUGUGGCAACACGAGAACGGGCCUUUUCUGUGCUGGCUCCCCAAUUGAAGAAUGCUCUCUCCAGGGAAGUUCACCUUCGUUCCAUAUCUUUAGGCACCAGGCAAAAACAUUCAUUUUCUCCCAGUGGCAAGAAGAGCAAGAGCAGCUCUAAGGGGCUCUGGUGGUUCGCUGUGGGCCUUCUGCUUGUGCCAUGAACCUUAGAGUGUGCCUGUUGCCUCCUGGCUCCACCCUUAGUGACCACUGAGGGAAUCCUGCCUGAAGGUUAUCCCUUGAAGCAGGUAUGGGGGGCCCUUUUCAAUUCUAGAGCACCACCUCCCCUUCUGGACCAUCUUUCUGGUACCAGCAAUCAGCAGUGAGCAGGGGUAAAAGUGGGUGGAAUGGAACAAAUGCUCAUUGGCUGACAUGCCCUUCUCUGUCCUCCAUCCAGGCAAGCCGAAAGCACAAUCGGAGUUCAAGGAUGUGUUCUAGCCAGGAAACUCCCAAGGGCCAGAUACAACGGUCUUGGAGGGCUGCAUCUGGCCCCUGGGUCUGAGGUUCCCCACCCGUGCCUCAAGAGAUUGCCACUGACCAUUUCUACAACAGGCAUAAUGCAGGAGACAAGGAGAACAUAUUUUAAGGCUUUUUAAUAUUCCCUGUGUGUGUUUGUUUCCCCCCUUCUUAGGAAGGAGCUCUCGACCUACUGAAGAAACUGAACAGUUGCACAAUGACGAUCCAGCUGCUGCAGGUAUUUGAAUUCCGGGGCAUAAAUACUUUGGGCCAACGAGGUGCUCUCUAGACAUUUGCCUCAUCUCAAAAAGGGUGUUGGGGGAAGUUCAGAAAAAGCCAACCAAGAUGAUUGGGGGGUGGAGCAGCCCCGCCUCAGGGAAAGGGUCCAGCGUUUGGAACUCUUUAGUUUAGAGAAAAGGUGAGGAAAAAGGUGGCAUGGUAGAUGUUUCUAACGUAAUUCAUGGCCUUGAGAAAGUGGAUGGGGGAAAGUCAUUUCCUCCUCUCUCAUAACUUGCAUUGACAUCCCAUGAAACUUGAAUGUUAGAGGAUUUGGGACAGAUAACAAGAAAGUAUUUCUUCGUGUGGUGCAUAGUUAAGCUGUGGGCGUCAUGCCCAGAAGAGGCAGUGAUGGCCACAAAACUGGAUGACUUUGAAAGAGGAUUGUGUGGCAAGUUCUCGCCCCCCCCAGUGGAAAUAAUGACACAUGACACAAUUAUUAAGGUUAAUGGGCUAAAUAAGGCCACAACUUUAUUGGUUACAGGUGAUGAGCAGUAUUGGCGUAGGCAUUGGUCCUAGCCGACUAUAUCCGACUUCAGCCCAUCUGCUUGAAGUCCAGGAAGGGUUAACCACCAGUAGGGGGAGUCCUGCGGAUGCACAUCAACUAGGAACUCCCCUGGGGUCACCGAUAGGGGGCAUGCCUUAGGCCCUCACCUCCCCAGGUUUUGGACAGGGCCACACCCCCCAGAAUCCUUUAUUGGACUACCUUUCAGUAUGUGGGGCAGGUGAUGGCGCUACCUCCCCUCUUCCAUCUACAGAACUAUACCAAUGCCUAACUGCCAAUACCAAGAAAGUUGUGACGAUUUGCUAUGAGGUAGGCAAAAACCAAGUGGCUGGUGCCAAUUUGCCAAGUGGAAAAAUUCCUACCAGGCCCCUCAAUGGCGACCAACCAAGGUCCAUAGCAAGGUCAAGGAAUGAAAACCUUAUAGGGCGGGUGGAUGGGAAAAGCAGGAACUGCGUCCUGCUUUAAAUAAGGCAGGCCACACCCCCAGAGCCUUCCAAUUGGCUGGCCAGGAGGUGUCGCGGCCAGGAAUCCCCCCAAUCACGCGCAGAGUGUGUGUGUGAAGCCCGCAACCCCAUCUCCUCCUUAGGUCAGAAGUGGCUUGGGACAAGUUCAUGGAGGAUGAAUGAGGCUACUAGCCAUGAUGCCUACGCUCUGUCUCCAUGGUCGGAGGCAGUUAUGCUUCUGAAUACCAGCUGCUGGAAACCACAGUGGGAGAGAGUGGGUUGGCUGCUGUGAGAACAGGAUACUGGACUAGAUGCAUCAUUGGCCUGACCCAACAGGCUUUCCUUAUGUUUGCUGGAGCACAACUCCCAUCACCCCUGUCACGCUGGCUGCUGCUGAUGGGAACUGUAGUCCAACAACAUCUGGAGGUCACCGCUUUGGCUUUGCAAGGUCAGCUCUGCCUGACCUGGGCCCCUGAAUCCUCCAGCUGUUCCCUGGUCCCUUUUAAGUUGGAGACAUGAAGGAUUAAACCAGGGACAUUCCACAUGCAAAGCGUUUGCUCUGUCCCUGAGAGCUCUUGCUUAAACGGCUGCUGAUCCCUCUUCUCUGUCUCUCAGACCACAAGAAUUGGCGUGGCUGUCAACACAAUCCGCAAACACUGUGCUGAUGAGGAGGUGGUAACUCUGGCGAAAAUCCUCAUCAAGAACUGGAAGAGGUUGUUGGGUAAGAUUGCUUUGUUGUGGGUGGCAAAAAAAUGCCAGCAGGUUCUCUGAGUAUCACCAUUAGAAAGCUGCUUAGACUUCAAGAAAACAGCAUUAACUGAGGGUGUUGAGAUUUGUGAGGCCUUGUGCCCCAAGGGAGAGGGGCCUGUAGAGCAACGACAGGGGAUGUCUGGCCCUCAAGGUGUAGCUGAACUACAACUCCCAUCACCCCUGACUCUUGGCCAUGCUAGCUUUGGAUGAUAGGGUGAUUCUGGGUCAGAGAGACAAGAAAAUGAGAGCCCCGGCACUUCCAUAUUGAGACAUUGGGGACUAGUAGGAUGCAGAGCAUACAUAGCUGGGGUGACUAUCAGCUGGUGCCGUGUACGUGUUGCACAUCAUACAGGUGAUGGAGUGAGAGUGAGGCCCAGGCAGGUAAGUGUGCCUGUUGCCUCUCUCCAACACCGUCUGUGCAUAUGCAGCCGCCCUCAAAUAGACAACCAAAUAGCACCAGUGGGGCUGUGGUUUGCCCUUUUGACCAUGUAUGUUUCUUCCAGGGAAGCAAAAUUGGAACUAAGAGCUUCUCUCAUAAUCAGUAACUAACCAGGUGCUGCUUUUACAAACUCUCACAGAGAUGGUAUGACACACCAGUGGCGUUUGGUUGGUUAAAUGUGUACAGGAGUGUUCACUGACGACUCAAUAGCAUAGCAUUUUCUCAUGCAACUACAGUAAUAACAGCUAUUGGAGAGUGUGGAAAUAUGUGCCAUAUUCUUGUAGGAGUUAAUAGUCCUGACAGUUACUGCUGGAAAUACUAGCGGAAGAUAGUUGUUCAUCCCACACUUUGUUUUGGAGAGAUAGCACACUUUGUUUUGGAGAGAUAGGUUUCUUUUUCUUUUAUUUGGCCGGUUUAUUCCGACCUGAAAAGACUGGUUGCAAAGGAAUUCGUUUGUAUUUUAAAGUGUGGCUUGCUUUCAGAAUCUGAGGGCCCAAAAAGGGAUCUAGGUUUUUAAAGAAAACAAACAAACAGAACACCCCAUUGUAACAACAGACACACUGAUCCCAGCUUCUCACUGUGCAAUUCAUGUUAUUAAGUGUUGUUUCUUUCAAAACAAACAAAGGAAGAGUGCUGCUGGAUCAGGCAAAAGGCCCAUCUAGUCCAGCAUCCUGUUCUUGCCACUUGCGAUUCCUGGACACUGGAAUAACAACAACAACAACAAUUAUUAUUUAUUUAUUAUACCCUGCCCAUCUGGCUGGGUUUCCCCAGCCACUCCAGGCAGCUCCCAACAAAAUAUUAAAAACACAAUAAAACAUCAAACAUUAAAAACAUCCCUAAACAGAGCUGCCUUCAGAUGUCUUCUAAAAGUCAGGUAGUUGUUUAUUUCCUUGACAUCUGAUGGGAGGGCGUUCCACAGGGCUGGUGCCACUACUGAGAAGGCCCUCUGCCUGGUUCCCUGUAACUUCGCUUCUCACAGUGAGGGAGCCACCAGAAGGCCCUCAGCGCUGGACCUUAGUGUCUGGGCAGACCGAUGGGGGUGGAGACGCUCCUUCAGGUAUACUGGGCCGAGGCCAGUAGGUAUGCAUUAAAAUUUGAACUGAACUAAAUUUUGUUCCCCAUCUAGAUUAGGCUAGGGAUGGCUGUGAUUCAGUUUGUGCUUUGUUUCAGAAAGUACAAAACCAGUAAGUUUGGCUUUAUAUGCGUGCUGAAUCAACCCCCCCCCCAAUCCCUACUCUCUUGUAAACACACGCCAACACUUUGAUUUGUGCUUGGAAACGUACUGGGAGCCAAUGUAGGUCUUUCAGGACUGGUGUUAUAUGGUCCCAGCGGCCGCUCCCAGUUACCAGUUUCGCUGCCGCAUUUUGGAUUAGUUGUAGUUUACUGGUCACCUUCAAAGGUAGCCCCACGUAGAAUGCAUUGUAGUAGUCCAAGUGGUAUACAGAGGUAUACUGCCUCCAAUGGUGGAAAGCAUCAUUGAUGAUUUACAAGUCCUGUCUUACCAAGCAGAACAACAAGGCAGACUGAUAUAAGCAUGCAAGGAGUUGAACAUGAUUGUUAUUGUUGUUUUAAAGGAAAUUAUAGCUAUGGGGCAGAUCUGGAUCACAGCAGGGAGCUUGUUGUUGUUGUUGUUGUUGUUGUUGUUUCUUCUUCUUCUUCUACUACUACUGCUACUAUUAUAAAAACCAUUUGCCCUCGUUGUGGUUCUGAUCAAAAUCCCCAGCCCCAGCUGUGACUGCUGUUGACUUUUUAAAAAUCAUGUAAUUAUUAACUUUAGUUAUCAGCAUCUCUGCCUUGGUGUGUGCUGUUAGGGGUUUGGUGGAGCUUAGUUGCAACUGCUUCAAUGUAAAAAUCCACAACUCCUCAAGUCCUGUGGAAUUAUUACCAUUUCAAAAACAUUGCCACCCUCCAGUUUGCAAGCAUACUUCCCCAUUCAUGGGGACUUGGAACUUUUUUUUUUUUUGUGGUCUUGUAGUAAGGUUAAAGCUUACUGGGAAAUGAUAUAUAACAAAUUGAAAAAGAUGUUUAAAAUAACAUUUGUAAAAAAAAUAACCCCAGAAGCUUUCCUUUUGGGAAUUAUAGGGGUAAAAGGUAAAGGGUAAAGGGACCCAUGACCAUUAGGUCCAGUCGUGGCCAACUCUGGGGUUGCGGUGCUCAUCUCGCUUUAUUGGCCGAGGGAGCCGGCGUACAGCUUCCGGGUCAUGUGGCAAGCAUGACUAAGCCGCUUCUGGCGAACCAGAGCAGCGCACGGAAACGCCGUUUACCUUCCUGCCAGAGUGGUACCUAUUUAUCUACUUGCACUUUGAUGUGCUUUCGAACUGCUAGGUUGGCAGGAGCUGGGACUGAGCAACGGGAGCUCACCCCGUCACGGGGAUUCGAACCGCCGACCUUCUGAUCGGCAAGUCCUAGGCUCUGUGGUUUAACCCACAGCGCCACCCGCGUCCCUAAUAGUCCCCUAUAGGGGUAGAACUACCUAAACAGUAUAGAAAUUUAUUCAUGUAUGCGACUACCGCAGCAAGAAUAUUAUUUGCCCAAAAAUGGAAAGAAGAAGUCAUCCCGACAAAAGAAGAAUGGAUACAAAAACUUAUGGAAUAUGUAGAAAUGGCAAAACUUACUGGAAAAAGAAAAAAAUCAAGAUAACAAACUUUUUAUAAAAGAAUGAAAAUAGUUUAUUGAAUAUUUACAAACACGCUGUAAGAUAAGAACAUUGGCAGGAUUAUUGUAAUAACCUGAAGUUUCAUAAGAGCAUAUAUUUAAAGCAGGUGAAUAAAAAAAUAAGUUAAUUUGGAAUAUGCAGGAAAUGUAAGAAAUAGUUUAAGGAACCGCAGAAAGAGGAGGAAGGAAGUCAAUUUUGAAACGUUAGAAUGAUUGUAAAACUAUUGAAAUGUAUAUAACUGAAAAUCAUAAUUAUUUUUUUAAAAAAAUGAAAGUUUUUUAAAUUAAAAUUUGAGAUGCUCACAAAGCAAGUAGAAGUGUGAAGGUGCUAGAAAAAUAUCAUAGGGCUUACUGUAUAUGAAACUACUAACGAAACUAGAAAAUAUAGAAGACUUUACAAUAUUUGAUUGUACCUGGAUAUCCCAUUUUCUCUCUUUUAGAGUCGGGGACGGAGAAGAGUAAAAAGGAGAAGGAGAGAGACAAAGGGAUUGAUAGCCCUGGCUGGAAAACCGAAGACACUAUUUCCCACCCUGUGAAUCUCUGCAAAAGUUCUGGUGGAAAACAAAAAGACCGGUAUUCACAUGUUAGGGCCAUUCGCAGCUUUUAGUGCAAGGAGGUGCAAAUGUUGGUUUGAAUCAGGUCCAGUUGUCUUCUCUCGUAAAAGUGAUUCUGUUGCAGAUAUCACAUUUUCUGAGUUGACAAAUAUUGUUAGUGGUAAAAUUGCUAUCUCUCCCCCCCCCCCCCAGUUAGCAGGAAACCAGAGGAAAGGGAGAAGAAGGCACUGGAUGCAGGAAAAACAACAGAAAGAACAAAUUCUCAAAGUACCAAAAAUGUUACAUAAUUCGCAGUGCGUUAACAGAAUUAAGAAAUUUCUUCACCAGGAGCAACACUUCUUACCACCACAUCUAACUACUUGCAAAGAUAUACCUCUGUGGCCUUCUCCUUUGCUACUAGAAUUUAGCCAAAUUUUUAACGUAUAUAUGAUAUAAUUUGCUCUACGCUACCCUUAGAUUCUUUUGAGAUGGAGGGCAGUCUAGAACCAUAUAUAUUGAUGAUGAUGAGCAGCAGUAACAACAAUAGCACAAUAUUAUUAUGCCUAAGAGUGACUUUUUGCACCUGUGGCUGGUGUGUAUUAGGGAAAAUUGCUUUGCAAAAAUGUCUAUACAGUCGUACCUUGGUUUUCAAAAAGCUUAGUUCUCAAACAUUUUGGCUCCCUAAUGCUGCAAACCUGGAAGUGACUGUUCCAGUUUGUGAACUGUUUUUGGAAGCUGAACGUCCAACGGGGCUUCCGAUUGGCUGCAGGAGCUUCCUGCAGCCACUUAGAAGCCGUGCUUUGGUUUCCGAACGUUUUGGAAGUCGAACGGACUUCCGGAACGGAUUCUGUUCGACUUCCAAGGUACGACUGUAUUUGGAUGAAUCUGUUGAUGAAAUUUUGGGAUGCCACAGGCUGAUGUGGAAAUGUGGAGAACUGAGUUUAAGACUGGAAAAUGAGAAACUGAAAUGGACAGGUUUCCCCCAUCCCUACUCAAGAAAUUUAAGUUUUAGAUGAGUCUACAGGGUGGGAGGCUUAACCAUAAUGAAAUCACUUAUUUGUCAACCCUAACUAUUUUUGAACGGGAUACCCUUGAAGGGCGACCGUAGGGACAUUUAAUUGGGCCUAAGCAUAUGCAAAAGCUCCUGCCCAAUUUCUAGGGUGUUUCUUGUUUUAACCUAAGAGACGGCAUCUUGUUAAGCAGGCCCUCCCUUUGCCAUGGUGUUCUCUGCUUGUGCUUGGAAAAAUGCCCAUCUUGGCUGCCAGGCCCUGUUUAGUUUCACUUUCCACUUCAGCGCCUGUAACAGCAACUAUAUCGCUUAUUCUGUGUCAUUUGCAAAAUGGUGGGGUGAGCCAGGAUUGUCCCUGGACCUUGUUAACCACCGUUUGACAGAUGGCGGAGCUGCUCUGCGCUGAUAGAUUUGGGGAAUGCUCUGAGCUCCGUUAAACAAAGAGAGCUUCCAGUGUUCUUGCUGCUACCCAGUUUGCUGCAUGUGAUGAGCAUCAGAUAAGUAAAGCUUUGUUUUACAAUUGUCUUAUGGCCAGCAACCAGGUGGCAUAGAAAAGAUUCAGGGCAUGGAUUCACGGAGCUUUAUUUGCAGGGCUGUUGCUGCCAUGUUGGGAUUCCAGACACGCAUGAAGACUAGGGUGCAUUCUUCUUAUGAGCUGCUCAUUUUAUCAAUUUCCACAGGUGCUGCAAUGUAAUACGAGAAAGGCAUGAGCCGUUUUUUAAAUAUAAGAUGAAGAUUUCUGGCUAGCCACAUGCUUGCGCCUUCCUCCUGCCACAUUGCAAUACUGCUUUUCAUUUAGUGGCAAUGCCAAGGCAACACUAUAUUGCUCUGGGGGUUUCCAUGUUAGGAUGGAAUAACGUGCAUCAUUAGCGCUAUUAAAUAUAAAUCAAAGGGGAAAAUACGCAUGUGGGUCCCAUGCCACAGCUUGGGAGUCAGAGGUGGGUCUGGGGUAUGGACCAGUUGAAAACCACUGUGCCAGUGUACAUUUAAUGCACGUUACUGAUAUAAAGUAGGUGCACAUUUAGAAUUCAUAUGUUGCAGAAAGCAAGCCAGCUAAUUUCCCCAUCCAAAUCAACCCAGAUAAAUUCUUCAAUUAUUUUGCACCCUGUUCCAGAUCACCCCAAAUCUGUUCCUCUUCUAUUCAUUUAGACCCAGUUAAUUUCCCCAAAGAGCAUCCUCCAUAUCAGUUCAAUUCCUCUUUCAGUUAUUUCUUUUUUAAAAAAGGCAUUUAUGUACUGAACACACUCUAAGCAGAGGAUAAUCAUACAAAGGAUAAAGCAAUUAAAAUUCCUCAUAAAGCUGAACAUAAACCUUAACACCACCUUAUGUUGCCUGCUGGACUAAGAAAGUCUUUGGCAGGGCUCAGAGUUAUCUACCCUUAUAUUCUAUGAUAACUCCAGGAGGUAAAUUCUGCCAACUGGAGAAGCCACCUCUACUUCCAGCACAGACACUGAAAUGCAUGAUGCUGGAGAUGGCGAACUGAAGAAUGCCAAAUUCAGGCAAUCUAACAUCAUGCUUUGUCUCUAUAUGCAGAGAUCCCAGAAGUGCUUCAGCUACAUCAAAACAAUCCCACUUGGAACCUAAAAAAGAGAGGUACGUGUCCUUAUCUUUCUUCAGUGGAUCUCAUAAUAUUUCAAUUUCCUGGGAAACAUUCUUGCCAGUGGAGACUGAUCCCUUAGGGCAAGGGGCUCACUGCCCCACCUCCCGUCUGCCAUCAGCCAGCCCCACCUGCCUGCAUUCUUACCUGUGACCAGUCCAGGGGGUGGCACUGCCUAUCGGCUUCUUCUUCCUUCUCCUCCUUGGUCCCAUUGUUACCCUUGCAGUACUCGGCAAGGAGGAGGAUGGGAACAAAACUAGACUUGGUUGGCUCUGCCUAUCCUAGGCUCUGGCUCCAUCUACUUUUUGAACUCCCUACAUCCCACCCUGGGACGCGGGUGGCACUGUGGGUUAAACCACAGAGGCUAGGGCUUGCUGAUCGGAAGUUCGGCAGUUCGAAUCCCUAUGACGGGGUGAGCGCCCGUUGCUCGGUCCCAGCUCCUGCCCACCUAGCAGUUCGAAAGCACGCUGUGCAAGUAGAUAAAUAGGUCCCACUCUGGCGGGAAGGUAAAUGAUGUUUCCGUGCGCUGCUCUGGUUCGCCAGAAGCGGCUUAGUCACGCUGGCCACAUGACCCGGAAGCUGUACGCCGGCUCCCUCGGCCAAUAAAGCAAGAUGAGCGCCGCAACCACAGAGUCGGUCACGACUGGACCUAACGGUCAGGGGUCCCUUUACCUUUACCUUUACAUCCUACCCCACCAGUUCCAAUGGCCACAAAGUCCAGGCAUCCAUUUCCCAUGUUAAUGUUGGGGGGGUGGAGAUUGCAUAACUCGGCAAUAGGACACGUGCUUUACCUGCAGGAAGCUCCAGGUCCAAUCCCUAGCACCUCCAGUUUAACAAUCAGGUAGGAGAUGAUGGGAAAUAAUCCAUCUGAGACCCUGCCGGUCAGAGUGGACAACAGCAGGCUAGAUGGACAACAUAGUCCAAUCUGGUCUAAGGCAGUUAGCAUGUGUUCCAAGCUAACAGUCUGGCAAUUAAUAGCUCUUUUUUUGCACUUUGUACCCUUUCUCCCCCCAAAAAGAAGAGACUCUGAAGACUCGAGAUCUUCCACCUCCACUGCUGCUUCCUCCUCUUCUCCCAAGAGGCUGUCAGCGGACAGGUAAACUACUUUGUCAGCUUUGCUGAUGCUGCGUGGCUGGCCUUUUACCUGGCGCCAUUGCUAGCUUGGCAAGCGCAGGAGGGCUUUUAUCCCUGUUCUAGUCCAUAGUGUUCAGAGAAAGUGUUUGACUGGUCCCCUGAGAGGAUGGGCGGUUUCCUAGUCUAGUCCUUCCUGGUUCUUUAUUUCAUACAUUACCCUUCAUCUUCCUUGAAACAGUGAGCCAAGAGCUGCGCUAAUAAACAGGGUCCCAUCCGCAGGUUAUGUUUGAAGCACAAGUAUACCGCUUUAACAGUCACGGCUUCCUCAAAGCAUCCUGGGAGCUGUAGUUUAUCCCUCACAGAACUUCAGUUCCAAGCACCUUUAGCAAACUACAGGUCCCAGAAUUCCUUGGUGGAAGUUUCAUGUGGUGCAGUGCUGCUUAGUGCAGAUGGGGCCAUUAAAAAGAACUAAACAUUGUACACUGAGGAUAGCGGCCUGGGGUUAAUGUUAAUAAAAUUUAACUAUACGUGGGAAUUCCCCCACUCCCAUUUCUUUGAGUGUGUUUUGGCAUCUUAUUUGUUGCACCUCUUUGUCUUCCUUACAGGAGGGCCUCCACUGGUUCCAACCCAGCUGCAUCUCCUCCCGGGUCUCGGAAGAAUUCUACCGAUAGCAAAGAGGAGAGGUAUGGCUGGGUAUUUGUGUGUCCUCCCCAAGUGGGGAGGGGGGAGAUGAAACUGGAUGUAAAGAUUCCCCAGUGAGCUUCAUGGCUGAGUAGGGAUUUCAACCCUGGCCUCCCAGAUAAUAGUCCCACGUUCUAACCACAACACAACACUGCCAUGAAUUUGAGCCACAAAAAAACAUUAAGGAGAGGCUGGCUGGAUCAGACCAAUGGUCCAUCUGGUCCAUUAUCAUUUCCCCAACAGCUGUUAAUCAGAUGCCCCUAGGAAGCCAGUUAGUGCUUCUCCGCAAAUGGUAUUUUUGUGGAAUAUUCUGCCCAUAGAGAUCUUCUGUUUCCACCUUUAAACAGCUGUUGAAAACGUUUCUGUUCUGCCAGGCUUAUGUUGGCAAUUAAGAAUAUCUCCCUCCAUAGUAUUUACGUGAUGGUCUCUGAUUUUAAAAUACAGUGGUACCUUGGGUUACAGGCGCUACAGGUUACAGAGGCUUCAGUUAAGAGACUCUGCUAAUCCAGAAAUAGUACCUCAGGUUAAGAACUUUACCUCAGGAUGAGAACAGAAAUCGCGCGGUGGCAGUGCGGAGGCAGCGGGAGGCCCCAUUAGCUAAAGUGGUGCUUCAGGUUAAGAACGGACCUCCAGAACGAAUUAAGUACUUAACCCGAGGUAUCACUGUAUUUUAAUGUGUUUUUAUUAUAUAUGGAUAUAUUGUAUAUGGCUUUGAUAUUUUUUACAAUAUAGUGGUAUAGAUAUUAGAUAUUUGUAUAAAUAAGUAAAAUAAAUAAACCUGAAGGAUGCCUAUAUCCAUCAGGACUAAUAGCCGUUGGUAGCUUCGUCCUCCAUGAAUUUGUCCAAUCUCCUUUUAAAACCACCCUAGUUAGUGGCCAUCUGUUGACAUACCUUGUGGCAGUGAGUUCCAUAAGUUAAUGAUUUACUUUUUUGAAGAAGUGCUUCUUGUCCUUUCUGAAUCUCCCAGUUAGUUUCACUGGCUGGCUCCCCUGUUCUAGCAUUGGUGGGGGACUACGUUAUGGCUAAUGUGCAAUUGCCUUGCAAGCUGAAUUUUGGAGAGAAGACUAGGCUAGUACAAGAAGGAGAUUUUUAAAAAUAAUAAUAAUAGAGAGGAUCAUUUAGUUGUUCAUUUUUGUGUUUUUAUAUUGUAAUUCUCCCUGUGAUCCUUGGAUGAAGAGCAGUAUAGAAAUUUAACCAGUGAAAUGCAAUGUUAUGUAAGCCCCCUACCUCUGGUCUGGAGUGGUCCAGGCUAGACCACAGACGACCUCAGUAAGAACUAGGCUUAAAAGGAGAACCUACCUUAGGUAGGAGGGACGUUCUUCAUGGUGAUAUUUGCCAUCUUCUGCUUUUGCAAAGACCUGUUGUUUUCUGCCCUCUUCAGAUCCCACAGCAAAGCUAGGCCAGAUGUGCCCAAGACCCCAACCAGCCCCAUCACUCCGACCUUUUCAUCUUCUACCUGCUUCUUGGCAUCGUGCUACCUGACAGGAGACUCUGUCCGGGACAAAUGCAUUGAGAUGGUCUCCGCAGCUCUGAAAAUGGAUGGUGAGAGGCCAGUCUAUGCCUCUGUGGCUCAGGAAACUUUCCAGCUGGGAUGGGGAAGCAGAGGGCCUUCAGAUGCUGAGCAGGUCGGGGGCACUUUUUGUUUCCUUCUUAAAAUAUGGCAACCCUAGGUUAGGGAAGCAAUGGGGAAAUGCAGAUGGAAUCCAGAGAGGAAAAUAUGGAUAACGCCUCAUUGAGCAAACUGAACAAAAAACAGUGUGUAAUUCAAGUAGAAAAACAUAACCUCAAGAGAGGUUUUGUCUUUCUUAGUACAGAGGAAGGAGACAUUAACACAUACGCAGAGGAGGAACUCCCUCAGAACUACCAGGGCAUGAGCUGCCUCAGCAAAAGUCCUGCCACUAAUGCUAACAAGAAUUAGCUCCUAAGUUGCACACAGAAUGAUCUCUUCUGUUCCGCUUCUUUUUCUCCUCAGAUGAUUACAAGGAGUUUGGAGUCAAUUGCGACAAGAUGGCAGCUGAAAUUGAAGAUCAUAUCCUUGGAUAGGAUGGGUUCUGUGGGCCAGAACAGUGUUUUGCUAUCACUCACUCCAGGGCUGUUUUUUAGUCUUACCUUCCCUUCUAUAAAAUUGGGAUACUGUUGCUGAUCCCAAGGGUUCUACCUUACAAAUCGGUUUUAUAUCUAUAUAUAUAAUAUGAAUAUGAAGUACUGGAAGCGCUUUGUAAACGGGCUCUAUGCAUAACAGGAUUGCUUCUGGGCUCCAAAACAGAUGAGAUAAUAAUAAUAAUAAUAAUAAUAAUAAUAAUAAUAAUAAUAAUUUUAUUUGUAUCCUGCCCUCCCCAGCAAAAGCCAGGCUCAGAGCAGCUAACAACAAGUAAAAAUAGCACAGUGUACAUAAAUCACACAGUCAGUUAAUUAAAAUACAUUCUAAAAUCAAUUCAGAAUCAACCAUUGGGUUAGAGUUCUAUGAGGAUUACAGAAGGAGAGAGGGGGUCAGACUGUGCCUUGGCCAAAGGCCUGGAGGAACAGCUCCGUCUUGCAGGCCCUGCAGAAAGAUGUCAAGUCCCACAGGGCCCUAGUCUCUUGUGACAGAGUGCUCCACCAGAUCGGGGCCAUGGCCGAAAAAGCCCUGGCUCUGGUCGAGGCCAGCCUAACCUCCCUGUGGCCCAGGAUCUCCAAGAUGUUUUUAUUUGAAGACUGUAAGGUCCUUCGUGGGACAUACCAGGAGAGGCGGUCCCUUAGGUACGAGGGUCCUAGGCCGUAUAGGGCUUUAAAGGUAAAAACCAUGAGAGAUUGGAUCUCGUGAUACACACGCGCAGUGGAGGCUGGCAAUCAGGGUUUGGGGCAGAGAUCUGUUUCAUUGCCUCCUACCUGAAAUCCUUUUCGCUAGCGAUGCUGAGGAUUAAACCCAGGGCCUUCCCCACACAGAGAAUGCACCCUGCCAUCUGAGCUCUGUGACCCAUUUCAUUCUGUGUAUCAUCCUUUUUGCCCUUCUUCCUUGACGCCUCCACAUAUCUACCAGGAGCUGAAGGGCACUGAUAUGAAGUACCGCAACCGCGUGAGGAGCCGCAUUAGCAACCUGAAGGACCCCAAGAAUCCUGGCUUGCGCCGAAACGUGUUGUCCGGAGCCAUUCCGCCCAGCCUCAUUGCCAGGAUGACGGCGGAUGUAAGUAGGGAGGAGAAUAAACAGGCUGGGCUAUAACUUUUUACAUCCAUGGCAGGGAAUCUCUGUCCCACAGGCCUCAUUAGGGGCAUGAGGCCAUUUUGGCCAAGCCUCACCUUCCUUCUGCACACCUGGCAUAUAUGGGAUGUCAGGUGUGAGCAGGUAAAAGAUGUGACUGGGCUGAAAUGGGGGUUUGCAGGGGUGUGAAUUGAUCUGAUUGCCUCUGCAGUCUCCUGUGUGUUGGUCAUUGCUGGCCCUAACAACCAGCUGAUAGUUUGGGCUUGCAAAGCGCUGUGGCCAGUUUAGGACUGGUAGGGCAGAAAGUCUGCUCUAAGUAAGUAAUUAAUUGCAGGAAAUGGCCAGCGAUGAACUGAAGGAGCUGAGGAACGCCAUGACCCAGGAAGCCAUACGAGAGCAUCAGAUGGCGAAGACUGGAGGCACCACAACUGACCUCUUCCAGUGCGGCAAAUGCAAAAAGAAGAACUGUACCUAUAACCAGGUGAGGAGAGGUGGACUAGGCUAUUGGGCAAGACCUAUCAGGCUGGGCACGUAAAAAAACAACAACAAAUCCCUCUGUGCUUCACAAGAGAUCUCUGCAGUCAGCGAGAAAAGGAAUGCUAAUGAUGUUAACUUACACAUUGUACUGUAGAUAUAGUCAAUUUCAGGAACCGCAGAAGAAUCUGAGCAAGAUCUCUGCCCCCCCUCCCCACACACGUGUGUGUGUGUGUUCAGUGUUUUUUUCUGGGGGGACACAUACCCCUAAACAUUUUAUGAAUCUUUGUACUUUUAUCAAUUUACUGUAUUUAUUUUCCCCAAGAUGAACUAUAAAAGAGUGAUUUUUCUUGAGUCAAAAUGAGAGUACAGUGGUACCUCGGGUUAAGUACUUAAUUCGUUCCGGAGGACCAUUCUUAACCUGAAACUGUUCUUAACCUGAAGCACCACUUUAGCUAAUGGGGCCUCCUGCUGCCGCCGUGCCGCCGGAGCCCGAUUUCUGUUCUUAUCCUGAAGCAAAGUUCUUAACCUGAAGCACUAUUUCUGGGUUAGCGGAGUCUGUAACCUGAAGCGUAUGUAACCUGAAGCCUAUGUAACCUGAGGUACCACUGUACCCCUAAACAUUUUCGGGGGGGGGAGCACUGUAUAUGUUUAUGUGGCUAUUGCCAUUUUGGCUAUUGCCUUCAUCUGCUGCUCUGGUAACAAUGAAUGGAUGCUGUAUCCAAGGUGGCAGUUAUAGAGCUUUGAGGAUGGCACACUUAGAAUGGCUUCAUUCAUCAGAGCCAAGCAGUGCUGGUACCAUCCUCCAGGCUGAGGCCAUGUGGUCUUAAGGUGCCUGGUGUGUACACCAUAGUUGUAUGCUAACAUAGCUGGAUCUGUUGGGAUCUCUGCAACUAUUAUUGAUAAGACUGACAGGCUGCGGUUCUCAGAACUGAAAUUAUUUGCUCCACUGUUUUGGUCAGGAUUGCAAAUUUGUGGUUUCUAAAACGUGUGUAGAUGGGUUGUAGUUUUACCCGUGUACUGGAUAUGACACCCCCCCUUUUUUGCACUUGGAUUAUAUUGUACGAUGUGCAGGUGGUGUUCUCUCUCGAGUAUAUCGUCUUUAUAUACCAUUUAAUGCAAAAAAUGGGCUUCCAAGUGGCUUGCAGAUUAUAAAAACCAGUUACACAAACAUAUAAAAAUCCAUCAUUCCCUUUAAAGCAACUUUACAAUUAGAACAGAAGUUUUGGGUUGAGAGAUCAAGGGAAUGUCUGUGUAAACAGAUGCAAUAUAAUAUAGAUUGAUAUAUAGCUAUAGGCAUUCAGUGUGUGUGCCCUGCCAGGCUCUUUGCUCUGUCUUUGGACUAGCAGAAGGGGCAAAAUGCAUAGCGAGCAACUGUGCUUAAUUUAUGUAAUUUAUGCAAGUUGCAGAAUCCCGCUUUCCUUAGGGCAAGAUUGUGGCUUAAAAGCUUGAUGUGCCCAAAUUUGAUAGUGGCAAUGAAAAUGCUGGAAUUUAGUUGUGAGGAUUAAAUUUUGGAAGCUGGGGCCUCUUUGCUACUGGAAUUUGUGCUCCAGUUUGCUCAGAAAGGCAAAACACCCAGCUCACAGCUGACUUUCUCCUUCCAGGUGCAAACACGGAGUGCUGACGAGCCAAUGACGACCUUUGUGCUGUGUAACGAGUGCGGGAACCGCUGGAAGGUAGUAUUCCCACCCCCACCCCACCCCAAAUAAGCUUUUAUCUUUGCACAUUUUUGUGUGUACACAUCAUACCUUAAAAUAGGCAUUCGUUUUACAUUUUGGAAUUCUCUCAAAAUCUGGCUAAAAUGGAAGGAUAACUUCAUUGUGAUCCAUGUAUCGAUUUGGGAAGUUGGAAUGAAGUUCGCUUAAAAUGCAGGCAGAACAAAAUCCCUGAGCAUCACUACUCAUGCCACAAAGGGAAGGGGUGUGUAUGCCUUCCCUUCCUAGCAUACCAGCUUUACCUCUGUUGUCCCUUCAUGUCCAUGCGAGGACAACCCAUUUAGAUAUGGCCCAGGUCCCCUCAAGUUAAAUCCCAGUGCGUGUAGGUCAAAACCUCGCGGCCCAAUUCCUCAACCAAAUCUGGGGAAUGACCAUGUUGGUGCUGGUGGAUUUGUCUUUGUGUGGACACCUGGGGAUGUUGAAGGUGAGGCAGAUGGGGCUUUCCUGCAUGCAAUGUCCCAGAAGAUCCAGCAAUGUUCAGAGAGUGUCCUUUCCCUUUGCAGUUCUGCUGA